AUGCCCUCAGACGAACUCGAGGAAAUCAGUGGCAUCAAGCCUAAAGUAUGGCUACCUGACGGCCAAGAACGCGAAGUUAGCUCACAGUCCAGCAAUUCAGUGUACAAGGUCAAACGAACGUUUGACCACUACUACUGUGUUUUCAUUAAAUUCCAUCAACAGGGCGGUUCACCAGUAAAUGCUCGCACAUGCAAGCAUCUCCGAGCCCUACUUGGUGAUGACUAUGAGCUUGCUCGCGUCAAAAUGAAGAAUCCAGAUGGUCCCCAACCAAAGCACACUACCAAACGUCAAAUAAAAUCUACAUCGAAAUCUAAUCCAACCGCAACCACAUCUUCAACGGCCAGCUCUAAGCGCAAGACGCGUGCUGCUGACGACGAUGAAGGACUUCAAGCGGACGAGGAAGAUGACAAACCUCCAACAAAACGAUCGAAAGUCGCUCCUUCAUCAUCGAAAGGCAAAGGAAAGAAAACUAAUGCAGACGAUGACGCCGAAGACGCCGAGGAUCAAGCAGAUGAUGACGAGAAUGAAAAUGCGCCGGUUGGGAAGGCUGUCCCAGAGCUUUUGCUCGCAAACAAGUGGGACCUUGAAAAAGGUCUUGACCCGACAGGUUGGUGGCUGUCCGAGAAGCUCGACGGUGUUAGAACGUUUUAUGACGGCAAUCAACUUAUCAGUCGACUUGGUAACCCAUUUACUCCACCAAAUUGGUUCCUCGACAAGCUCCCCAAGGGCGUUACACUCGAUGGCGAACUUUACGGGGGUCGAGGCAACUUCCAGUCGACCGUGUCAAUCGUAAAGACUGUCAACUCUGUUCAUUGGAAAAACAUCAGCUUCCAAAUAUUUGAUGUACCUUCGCGAGGGCAUGAGCCAUUCGAAGAGCGGUACAAGUUCUUACAAGAGACAUUCGGCGUUGGCGGAGUACAUGCAGCUGACCAGAUCUGUGUGGUCGAGCACGAGCUGGCAAAAAGUCGGCAGCACGUCCUUGACAAGCUGAAGGAAGUUGAAGGGUUAGGGGGUGAAGGACUCAUGCUUCGCAAACCUCAAUCCGUUUAUGAAGGAAAGCGCUCGGGAAGUCUCCUCAAAAUCAAGACUUUCUACGAUGCGGAAGCCAUAGUCACUGGUCAUGCACCUGGAAAAGGUCGUAACAAAGGAAUCACCGGAGCACUUAUGUGCAAGAUGGAGUCCGGAAAACUCUUCAACGUGGGCUCCGGUCUUACAGAUAAAAUUCGGAAAGAGCCACCCAAAAUCGGUUCAAUUAUUACCUAUCGCUUCCAAGAGUUGACAAGAGACGGUGUUCCUCGCUUCCCGUCUUACAUCGGGCUUGCUGUCGACAAAGAUAGACCCAAAGAUGCUGAAAUUCCCGAGCAUCGCAAGGCUGGAGCUGCGGGCGGAAGUGCAUGA
Psilocybe cubensis is the source of this 1398-nucleotide messenger RNA. RefSeq lists its product as uncharacterized. Gene Ontology annotation, biological process: DNA recombination; DNA repair. Gene Ontology annotation, molecular function: DNA ligase (ATP) activity; ATP binding. Bases 1 to 1398 code for a protein of 465 amino acids. NCBI's taxonomy places the organism in Eukaryota, Fungi, Basidiomycota, Agaricomycetes, Agaricales, Agrocybaceae. The record is from RefSeq and is a predicted model, not a curated record. The transcript has 9 exons.